Molecule: messenger RNA, 7127 nt
Organism: Polistes canadensis
Lineage: Eukaryota; Metazoa; Arthropoda; Insecta; Hymenoptera; Vespidae
Gene: rdgA
Product: eye-specific diacylglycerol kinase
Exons: 11
Coding region: 2564-7015 (1483 amino acids)
Biological process (GO): intracellular signal transduction; diacylglycerol metabolic process; lipid phosphorylation
Molecular function (GO): protein binding; ATP-dependent diacylglycerol kinase activity
Source: RefSeq, a predicted model, not a curated record
CACUAGUCCGAGCACAGAGUUCUAACCUGUCACGGCACGUUCCUAUUUUCUUCUAUCUAUUUCACCUUUUAACUAAUACUAAUAUUCAACACACUAUACACACAUGGAUAGAUAGAUAGAUAGAUAGAUAGAUUUGAGACAGACACACCUAAAUAAGUUCAGGGAUCUAUUCCUUCUUUCUACUUUUCUUUUUCUUUUUUAUUUCUUUCUUUCUUUUUAUCUACCAAACACCUUCCCUUUUUCUCAUCCCCCUCCCCACUACCAAAUCCCUAUCCUAUCUAUCUGUCUAUCUCACUUCUAUUUGUCUAUCCUUUACUGGCAGCCAAUCGUUUCUUUUUCGCACGCGCGUGUUAGGCCGGUUUAGGAGGGUGCUUUGAUUAAAACAGCUACCAGCAGCACUAAACUGCUGCUGUUGUUGCUGUUGGUGCUGAUUCUGGUUCUGGUUCUGGUGCUGGUGCUAUUAACGAUUAGAUCAAGCCGGUCUGUCUAUCUGUCUAUCGGUCGUCCACUCAUUCUCUCAUACUCUCAUUCCCCAUCUACGUGAUUACCGAUACACACACUUAACUGAAACGUACCUAACCGGUAUGGUAUCUGACAAAUGUGAUUAGUUGGUUAACCAGUUGGUUGGUUUGGCCAGUGUAUAGAAGAAUUUUUCAUGUUGGAUCUAUGAAAGUAAUACGUUUGUUUUGGUUUGGUUUUUUGUUGGAUUCAAUUUUUAUUUUCCACUGAACAUGUUAUAUAUUCGCGUUUGAUUCUUUGCAACGAGGGGACAUUAAUUGUGGUGAAUAAUACUUUGAAGGUUCUUUUUUUUGUUUUAAAAUCGAUCAAUGUGAUCGUUGUUUUUUUUCUGUAAUCGUCAUUCGUUUUUUGUCAGGAGAAAAAAUAUGAUUGGGUUUUUUUCGUUGAUUUGAUACGAGUGUUGAUUUCGCGUCGCGAAUUGAAAAUCUAUUAUUUAUUAUUAUUUGUAAAAGAAAAAAGGGGGUAAAUUUGUUGUCGAUUGAAACGAGGUAUACAAAAUAUGGAUAAACAAUAUGAAAAUACAAUUCAGAAAAUAAUUUUGUUCGAGUGUUAAGUUAUAUAUUUGAAAAUAUGUUUCGAAAGAGAAAAAUUGUCACGUGUUCUAAAAACGAACGCUGAUGAUAACAAGCUAAACCGCUACGUUCUUUCUGAUAAUCUUACACGUAUGCACACACACAUACACACAUAUACACACAUGCACACGUAGAAAUAUUUUCCUAGCCUUGUGAUCAACGUGUUGAUAGUGGUUAUCUCAAUGCGGUGUUAAAGAACCACGAGUUUAAUGUUUGCUUUAUUCUCGUCGUUGAUCGUUAACGCUCAAUGACCGUUUUCACUUUAUAUUUAUAAUAGUAUUAAAUUUCUAAAAUACGUGUUGAUCAAAUAAAAAUAGAACCUGUUAAUGAAGAAGAAGAAGAAGAAGAGGAACGGGAGAAAGAGGAAGAGGAAAAAGAAUUUUCGAAUUAAUUUGACGAAACGUCGGUGUGUACACAGGAGAGAGGUAUUACUUUUUAAUUAACAAUAAAGUACGAGUGAAACGAAACUAAAAAAAAAAAAAAAAAAAAAAAAAAAAAAAAUACCCUCCUGCUGGACAAUCGCGACGAACAAACACAGUGUAUCAAAGACAAAGUUAAGUGAGAUCUAUAUAUAUAAAAAAAAAAUAAAAAAAAAAAUAAACUCUAACACGUUCGAUCGAAUUAAACGAAUACGAGUGAAAUAAGAUACCAACGCUGGUGGGACGUAUCUCAAUUGACUAGAAUUGAACGAUUUAAUUUGUCCGAUGUAUUUGAUUUAAAGAAAAGAAAGAAAGAAAGAAAGAAAAAAAACAAGAAGAAGAAAUUUCAAAAGUGAUUAAUCGGUAUGAAAAAUCGUCGAAGAAGAUUAAAAAAGCAGAGAGAUUUAUCGGUGAGAUGUUUGCUGGACGACGAUUAGGGUUGAAAUCGUAACGAUCAGCUGGUGUGUACUUCGUAGUGGUGGUUGGAGGAGUGUUGGAAAGUGAGGAAAGAAGAGGAGGAAAAGGAAAAGGAAGAGGAAGAGGAGAAGGAGAAGGAGGAGAAGGAGGUGGAGGUGGUGGUGGAGGAGGAGGAGGAGGAAGCUGAGGGUAGGUAGGUAUCAGGGAAGAGACUUAGGAUGGGCUGCAGAUCGGCAGCUAAGUUCACGGUGGAGGAAGGGUGCGAUCGAGGGCAGCUCGAGACGACGACCUCGUCGUCGGUGAGGUGCACCGAGGUCAUUGACCUCUUCAACACUGAGCAGGCUAAACGCCUGCUGCUUAGGCAGCUUGGCGAAAAGCGUGUCAGUGAAGAAGAAGAAGAAGGGCAGGAGGAGGUGGAAGGGAAAAGGAUAAGGACGAGACCAAACCAAGAACAACACCCUCAUCCCCACCACCAAAACUACCACCGCCACCAUAAGGAAGACCACCGAGAAAAAGAAGAAGAAGAAGAAGAAGGAAAAAGUUAUUGGUCGGAUUCGAUCAAAUUGUUACCAUACGAAUUAAGAACUAAACUGGAGGAGGAAUUAUCCUCAUUGGGGAGAUAGCUGCCAAGUGAUAAUGCAGAGAUUUCGUUCGACCUUCAAAAGGUCGCGCACACCUACGGGCGCAGAAAUGAAAUCGCAAUCGAGCCUGGAAGUGCCGAAACAGGUGAGAUCGGCUUCCUUCGACGAGAUCCAAUUGGAAGCUCAACGUCAAGAGGAUUCUUCUUGUUCGACAAAUGUCGGGGGCGGGGGUGGUGGUGCCUGUUCCCCGGCAUACGGGGAAGCAUCGAGAUCACCGAGAAAUACUUCGUCCUCUUCUUCGUCCUGUUCACCAGCGCGAUCGCAGGAUUCAUCGGGAAGGGGAAGAAGAUUUUCUACGUUGAGAGUACCCCCAUUGCAAACCGGUCAACGUUCCAAGAGCUUCGACGUUUACGAAAGGAACGUUGGUUUGCCACCGUCCCAAAGGUCAUUGGGUGCAAUUCGAAGGGUGAACACUCCCCCGACUAUACAGGUUUCCGGUUGUUAUCAUUGUGCUUGCGUCGAGGAAUACAAAAGUCUCUUUCUUAGCAGAGAUGACGAUGAAACUACUACUACUACUGCUACGACAACAGCUUCCUCGUCUAGGGACGACGAUUACGAUUAUUCUGACAACGAUGACAACGACGACGAGGAUGAGGAUGAGGAUGACGAAGACGAUGACAUCGAGGAUGACGUCGAGGAUGUUCCCGACGAGGAACAAGACGAACAAUAUCUUCCAACCGACGAUGAACUUGAUUUCAAAUUGGAAUCGAAACGUGACGGUAGUCCCGAGAUCAGAGUUACUUUUACCGCAUGUUGUACCACAGAUAAAUCUGAUUCAAUAUUACCGUCAUCAUCUCCGUCAUCGUCUACCAUAAUUACAAACGAGUUAAUCCUUAAUCCUUCUGCGAGUAAUACCAUUGCUAGUAGCAGCAUAAACACCAGUAGCAGUAGCAGCAUAUCCGAAUUGAAGCCUGAACUUUGUCCCGAUUUACCUCGCAGAAGGUCAAUCGCAUUUCCAAAAUUGUCACGGCAAGAGGCAUUGACUUCUUGUCCCCCCGAUUUACCCUCGUCCCCGUCAGGUUCUCGCGAGGACGACGAUGAAAUCGAAAAAGAAUCGGAUCAGAAUAAUAUCGAGGAUCAUAGGAAGAAAUCAUUGAUUGUCGUUGAUAAUAAUGGUGCCAAAGAUAAACUCGUAGUAAGAGAAAUAUUUCUAACCGUGCCUGAACUUAAAAGGGAUCGUGCCGCAUCCGUAGAUUCAUGUUUUAACAAUAAUAAAAAUAACAACAGCGAGGAUUGUCAUUCGCUUGAUGUACCCCAACAAAACAUCAGAUCGAAGAGCGUUGACAUCGUUCUACCAACUGAAGUACAAACUCGGUACACUGCUUUGCUACCUGGAAACGAGCCUAGACCUACAAGAGGAGGAAGAGAAGAGGGUGCCUCGAGUGGUGGUCAACGUGAGCUACGAUCAACCCCUGAUUGGGGUGGUAGUGCAUUCAAUGGUGAACAUUUUUGGGUACCUACUGCUGCCUCUGGUGACUUUUGUUACGUCAACGAUUGCUCGAAACAUGGACAACGGAUGAAGUGUUCGGCCUGUCGGGUAGUCGUCCACGCGGUAUGCGCACCGAGUUUAAAUUUUGGCUGCAAGACGAGUUUUCGCGACGUUGGGGUUAGACAAUAUCGCGAACAAACUACGACGAAUCAUCAUUGGGUGCACAGACGUUCGCAAAAAGGCAAAUGCGCCAAUUGCAGUAAGAGCUUUCAAUCUAAAUUGAGUUUUACCUCUAAGGAAAUAGUCGCGGUUAACUGUAGUUGGUGCAAAGCCGCUUAUCACAACAAGGAAGCAUGCUUCAACGUAGACAAGAUCGGUGAGAAUUGCGAAUUGGGUUCGCAUUCUUCAAUCAUUGUUCCGCCAUCUUGGAUCGUUAAAUUACCAAGAAGGGGAAGUUUCAAAAGUAGUUUGAGAAAGUCACCGAAAAGAAGGAAAAGUGGUACAGGUCCGUCUACUUCAUCGACGACUCGUAGAAAAUCCAGAGACAAGGAAAAGGAAAAGGAACAACAACAGCAACAACAGAAGGAAGAUCAAAGCAAAUUUUGGGUAGUCAAACCAAUUCCAACGGCAACCGUUAGGCCAGUUCUAGUUUUCAUCAAUCCAAAAUCAGGAGGAAAUCAGGGUGCCAAAUUGUUGCAGAAAUUUCAAUGGUUAUUAAAUCCACGACAGGUUUUUGAUCUGACUCAAGGUGGACCAAGAAUGGGAUUGGAAUUAUUUAAGAGAGUACCAAAUUUACGAGUAUUAGCCUGCGGGGGUGACGGUACGGUCGGUUGGGUUCUCUCAGUAUUGGAUCAAAUUGGUGCACCCUCGCCACCUGCAGUGGGUGUUCUUCCACUUGGUACAGGAAACGAUUUGGCACGGGCACUUGGUUGGGGUGGUGGUUACACGGACGAACCAAUCGGCAAAAUAUUAACCAGCAUCGGGGAAAGUGAGACCACUUUAUUGGACAGAUGGCAAUUGGUUGUAGAAAGGAAUCCGGAUAUUCAGAACGACGAUGAAAGUGGAAAGGCAAAAGAAAAUCUUCCAUUGAACGUUGUCAAUAAUUAUUUUUCCCUUGGCGUUGACGCCCACAUUGCGUUAGAAUUUCACGAGGCACGAGAGGCACACCCAGAGAAAUUCAAUUCGAGAUUGAGAAACAAAAUGUUUUACGGACAAAUGGGUGGUAAAGAUUUGGUCAGAAGAAAAUGGAAGGAUUUGUCGGAAUUUGUGAGCUUGGAAUGCGACGGUCAAGAUUUAACGUCGAAGUUGAAGGAACACCGUGUACACGCAAUAGUAUUUUUGAAUAUCGCAUCUUAUGGUGGUGGAACCCAUCCAUGGUGUGCCGGUAGUACAACGAAGGAACCUUCCACCGAAGAUGGUUUGAUCGAAAUAGUUGGUCUAACGACUUAUCAAUUACCAUUAUUGCAAGCUGGUGGUCAUGGUACUUGCAUUGCACAAUGCAGCAAAGCCAAGCUCGUUACUACGAGGACCAUUCCGAUGCAGGUCGACGGAGAAGCUUGUAGAUUAUUACCAUCGAUCAUAAAUAUGAGUCUGUUAAACAAAGCAACGAUGCUUGCUAAAAGAAGAAACACUGGCCAAUCGCAACCCGACGUGGCCAAAUUGGAGAGACUCAAUUUACCCGUGAUGAGGAUCAAAAUGUCAGAUUACGAAACAUAUUAUCACGACAAGGAUAGAUUAAAAAAGGCAGCUAAGUUGUUGAUACCCGAACCAUUGGAUUUGGAUGCCACCACUGAUUUGGUAUCAUUGAGAAAUAUUUUAGCGAAGAAUUAUAACAUGGAUACGUGUUGUUUCUUAGAUUCCUGCACAGCCGAAAGAUUCUUUAGGAUCGAUCGUGCCCAAGAACAAUUGCAUUACGUUACCGACGUUGCAGCCGAAGUUGUUUACAUUCUUGAAGAAAGUAGUCCUGGUCAAGGUGUGCCAACUGUAGAUACCGAAAUAACAAGAGCUUGUCAGGAACCCGAGACGGCUCAUCCUUCGCCUAGCGAAGAACGUCCAAGAGAAAAGCCAGCCAUGACAAAAGCAGGCCCCCCAUCAACGAGUGAUCAACCCUCGGCAAAACGAGAAGAAGAAACAAAUCAUCUGCCGAAAAUUCAACGAGAAUCAGAACUUCCCAAUUCGAUUAAAGUUCAACAAGAUAAUGAACAACCAACUGGUCAGCAACAACAACAACAACAACAAGUAUCUUCGAUCAAUGCCGAAGCCAAUUCUCAAUCUGAAAGUGAACAACUGUCAUCAUCACCACCACCACCACCACCACCAGCAGCAACAGCAAGUGUUAACACUUGUAACUUGGGCAAAGAGGUGGACAACCAAUCGCAGAAAUCUGUUAAUGUAGGAACACGUAAGAAGACCAAGGAAGAAAUAAAAGAAAAUGGCGACGAGAGGAAACAAACAACUUCUAAACAUGAUGGUAACUCGUCGAAAUCAAUUACAGAAUCCAACGUAAAUAGAUCAUCAGCUGAUCAAACUUCCCAUACAUUUAUCAGUCCAAGGGAUAGACUUUUCGGGUUGAGUUCCGAGGUUCAUACUUUCAGUACCGGUCUACUUGAGAAGACCUCGGAUGGGAUUUUGAAGGCAGCUAAAAUCGGUGAUUUGUCUGCCCUAAAGGAACUACAUAACAAAGGAUAUUCACUUUUAUCAAUCGACACUACUGGACAAACUGCUUUGCAUUUGGCUUCGAGAUAUGGUCAUAAGAAUAUCGUCAGAUAUCUUAUUGCCAGUGCACCCCCAACGAUUCUUGACAUUGCUGACAACGACAAGGGUCAAACGGCUUUGCACAAAGCAGCGCAAUACAAGAAACGUUCGAUUUGUUGUAUGCUAGUAGCAGGUGGUGCAAAUUUAACGGUGAAGGAUAGACACGGUCAAACACCUAGGCAAUUAGCUUUGUUAGCUGAGGAUCGUGAACUUGCAGCAUACUUGCAAAGUCAGGAACAGUUCCAGCUGGCUGUGGAGGAAUAAUAAUCAAUAAUUCCAAUGAUUUAUAAAAUCCUGUGGAUCCUACUUCAGGAUUAUUUGGGGACCGACUAAUGUUAGUUUAAUAAUCUCGAUCUAUCACGUAAAGAAAAGAAAA